UCCCGGGCCCUUUGUCACUGAGGCCCUCAGGCCCCAGUGGUUCUAGUGAGGGGAGGGCCUGAGCUUGAGCAGGCCAGCAGCUCUGGGCCCCAAACCGGUUUUCCCACCUCUACUGAGGCUGGCACAUCACCCCUGUGGUUCCCUGCCCCCACCUCCUCACAGUUCCUCCUCUCUCCACCCUGGAAUGUGGGGUGGGGUGGGGGGUGUUGCAGGCAGUUAUCCAAGUCAUCUUUUUAAACAAGAAGGUGGAAUGACUUUCCCUUCCGUACCUCUGACUCUCAGGGAUUCCCUUAAGACCUUGAAGGCUUCAGAACUAAGUGAAAGCAAAAAAGCAGUUGGGAUUCCCAGCCCCCACCCUGGCCUCCAUCCAGUCCCAUCUGAGCCCCGGAGGAUGAGACAAGGAAGCCCAGCCUACCCCCUGGCCUGCUCUGGAGUAAAUAUGUGGGAGCAGUAGCCUUCUCCCCAGAUGCCCCUGGCCAACCCAAGGCCCUCACCUCAAAUACCAACAAGGCAAAUACUUCCAUUUGUCUCCUGCCAACAAGAACACCUCUUUUGCUGGAACUGAGAUCAUCUCAUUAAUGAUAACACCAACUGGCAUUAAUAGGGCUCUUGCUGUGUGCCAGGCUCUAUGCUAAGUACUUUAGAUGCUCACAAAGCCCCUGUGAAGUAGGUAAAACCAUGAGAAACACAGAACAGAAAGGUUCAGUAAUGUGCCCAAAGCCAAACCACUAGUAUGUGGCAGAAGCAAGCUCUCUCCCCAGGCUGACUCUAGAAGUGCCCCUUUACUAAGGAAUUCCUAACCCUAACCAUAUUCCUAAAGGAAUUGCUUACUGACUCAGUUUCUCUUUAAAAAAAAAAGCUUUUUAUUUAUUUAUUUUUGGCUGUGUUGGGUCUUCGUUUCUGUGCGAGGGCUUUCUCUAGUUGCAGAGAGCGGGGCCACUCUUCAUCGCGAUGUGCGGGCCUCUCACUGUCGCGGCCUCUCUUGUUGCGGAGUACAAGCUCCAGACGCGUAGGCUCAGUAGUUGUGGCUCACGGGCCUAGUUGCUCCGCGGCAUGUGGGAUCUUCCCAGACCAGGGCUCGAACCCGUGUCCCCUGCGUUGGCAGGCAGAUUCUCAACCACUGCGCCACCAGGGAAGCCCCUGACUCAGUUUCUAACCCAUGGAAGAAUAGCUCUUGGAGAUGAGGGAUGUGGAAGUGUCUACAGGAGCUCUUGAAGCUCCUGUACCUAUAACUAACCCCUGUUCCCCCAGUCCCCAAAUACAGGGCUUUUGUAAAUACCCUUCCCAUUCUCUGUAUUACUCCUUAGGGAUGGUAGGUGAGAACCAUCCCCAUUUCAUGAAGGAGGAAAUAGGGUUCAGGACUAUAAAUGACCUGCCCAAGACACUGGCCUUGAGCUCUGGUGCUCUCCCUGGGAGUCUGGGUUACAUAUAAAAUGCCUCACUGGGACACUACUUGGGGGGUGGGGGUCAGUGGUGUGGGGAUGGCCCUGUGAGCACAGAGCUUUGAGGAGGGACCUAGCAAGGAGGCACUGUCACCCAGCCUACCACACAGUCCAGAUGUGAAGCAGCUGGUGAUUAACAAUGGACCACCAGAUAAAGCUGACAAACACUGGGAUGCUGACUUCACUUGGGACUGAUUGCUAAAGGACCCUGGAGGAGUUUCCUUGUCCUGAGGAUACUGAUGCAGGGGUUCUGGAGGCCUGGUUGGCUUUGGCAGUUCCUAGAGUGGGCCAAUGUCUGGUGAGCAGUUGGCAGAGGUGAUUUCUUGGGAGGUGGACAAGACAAACCGCCUUUUCAAAGCUGGGGCCUGAGAGGAGGUAGCUGGAGGGGGAAAACUACAACUCCCAGGAGCCCUUGCUCCCCCGGCGACUCGAGUAUGGUUGCCAUGGUUUCAGAAAACAAUAUGGCCGCUCCCAGCUGGAAAGUGAGUCUGGGUUAGAGAGGCAGAGGAGGAUCUGGGUGGCAGCAGUGGCGAUAGAGGAAGCUCUUGAGGGGUCGUGAGGUUGGGCCUGGACUCUGCACGGCUGGAACGGCCUGACCUUUCUGAGGGCGCCAAUGGCGGGCAGCGUGGACGAGGAAGCGCUGCACCAACUGUACCUGUGGGUAGACAACAUCCCUCUGUCCCGGCCCAAGCGAAAUCUCUCCCGGGACUUCAGUGACGGAGUCCUGGUCGCAGAGGUCAUCAAGUUUUACUUCCCCAAGAUGGUGGAGAUGCACAAUUAUGUUCCUGCUAACUCUCUCCAGCAGAAGCUGAGCAACUGGGGUCACCUGAACAGGAAGGUGCUGAACAAAUUGAGCUUCUCUGUACCAGAUGACGUGAUGCGCAAGAUUGCACAGUGUACCCCAGGCGUGGUGGAGCUGGUGCUCAUUCCACUGAGGCAGUGCCUGGAGGAGCAGCAGAGGCGCAGGAAGCAGGGCACCAGCUCCUUACAGGAGCUGGCUCCCCAGGAUGGCACUGACUACAUAGAUGUGGGUUUCUCCCAGAAGGCCCGAGGGGAAGGUGCUCCAGACCCCCAGGGAGGGGGGCAGCUCAGGGUGGGCCGGCUGCCUGUGCCCCGGCCUCUGGGGUAUAGCCAGGCACUGCAGGGCGACCGAAGCUUCGUCCUCCAGAUUGCUGAAAAGGAGCAGGAGCUGUUGACCUUGCAGGAGACUGUGCAGGUCCUGCAGAUGAAGGUGAGACGCUUGGAGCACCUGCUCCAGCUCAAGAACGUGCGCAUCGAAGACCUCUCCCGGCGGCUCCAGCAGGCGGAGCGUAAGCAGCGGAGAAUGGACUGCUUUCCAGAACCUAGAAGCCACAUGCAGAGACCUGGCAUGCACCUCAAAGCAGUGCCUGACACCAGAGGGGGUUCUGCCUUGGUGCUCCCUGUGCUGGGCCUUGGGGGGUGGUUCCCCAGCUCGGUCCGCACCCCUAGAACCCGGUCCCCGCCCAGCUCUGAUGACAGCAGCGUCUCCAUCCAGGCUAGUCCUCUGUGCCCUGGGCCAAAGGGGAAGCUGCCCCAGACACCUGAGGGGCUUCCUCGCCCCUCCUGGGCACUCACCUGGGACCCAGCUGGAGGCUGGAAAGUGCAACAGCUGAAGGGGUGAGGAGUGAGCUCAGCCAGGAGUGGGGAAGACAUGGGCUGUGCUUGUUCCAAUUGCCCUCCCCUCACAGGGGUUAUGUUAAGAAUGUCUGGGCUGCCCCCAUUAAAGGUAUGCUCUCC
This is a messenger RNA of Globicephala melas (long-finned pilot whale), 3200 nucleotides long. RefSeq names its product sperm flagellar 1 (gene SPEF1). Lineage: Eukaryota; Metazoa; Chordata; Mammalia; Artiodactyla; Delphinidae. Gene Ontology annotation, molecular function: microtubule binding. The record is from RefSeq and is a predicted model, not a curated record. Gene Ontology annotation, cellular component: axoneme. Gene Ontology annotation, biological process: regulation of cytoskeleton organization.